AUGGCCGCCUUUGCCCCCGGCUCAGGCUCCGCCUCCGCUCGGGACGCGGAUGCCGGUGCGAGCGCAUUAGAGUUCGGGAGGAAGGAGGCGGAGGCGGACUGCGGCCACAUCUCCGCCUCGCAGGCGGACCUCCUCGCCCUCGCCCACUUCCUUGGCGGCGGCGGCGGCGCCGUUGAGGAGGAGGAGGCCGAGGUGUUCAGCACGCCGCCUCUCACACAGCAGGACCCGCAGAGGCAGGGCCAAAGCCAGCGAGGCCAGGCGGGAGAGGGGGAGGACGGCAUCACCAUGUGCUCCGUGCCCUUCACCCAGACCCAGCCUUCCCCUUCUCCCUCUUCCUCCCCUCCCUCGGAUAGUCGGGAGCGGAAGCCGCUGAAGCCUAGGAUCUGCACGAGGAAGGUGAGAGGCGGCGCGACUCCGACUCCGACUCCGACGCCGACGCCGAGCCCCAGCCCUAGCCCCGAACUCGACCCUCUCGUCAGGAUCGUGCUCAUGAUCCCCAUCGCUCCUCUUCCAACCACCGGUCAUGAGGACAUCCUCGAGCUUGCUCGCAGCCGCGGCAUCUUCUGA
This is a messenger RNA of Miscanthus lutarioriparius, 567 nucleotides long. Lineage: Eukaryota; Viridiplantae; Streptophyta; Magnoliopsida; Poales; Poaceae. The record is from the annotation of a GenBank genome assembly.